Apodemus sylvaticus (European woodmouse) is the source of this 2844-nucleotide messenger RNA. RefSeq names its product THO complex subunit 5 (gene Thoc5). Gene Ontology annotation, molecular function: mRNA binding. The transcript is spliced from 19 exons. Gene Ontology annotation, cellular component: THO complex part of transcription export complex. The coding region runs from base 112 to 1857 and encodes 581 amino acids. NCBI's taxonomy places the organism in Eukaryota, Metazoa, Chordata, Mammalia, Rodentia, Muridae. Gene Ontology annotation, biological process: positive regulation of DNA-templated transcription, elongation; mRNA export from nucleus. The record is from RefSeq and is a predicted model, not a curated record.
CUCACUUCCGGCCUGUGGCUCUCUUCUUCCGCUUCUCUAUGGUCGCGAGCCGGAAGUGGCUGCCUGGCUGGAAGGCGUGAGGAGCGUUCUGCCUUCUGACCUGGAAGCACAAUGUCAUCAGAAUCCAGCAAAAAACGGAAACCCAAAGUGAUCCGAAGUGAUGGAGCUCCAACUGAAGGGAAACGGAACCGAUCUGACACGGAGCAGGAAGGCAAAUAUUACAGCGAGGAGGCGGAGGUUGACCUGCGGGACCCUGGCAGGGACUAUGAGUUGUACAAGUACACUUGCCAGGAGCUGCAAAGGCUGAUGGCCGAGAUCCAGGACCUGAAGAGCAAGGGCAGCAAGGAUGUGGCCAUUGAAAUUGAAGAACGAAGGAUCCAGAGCUGUGUACAUUUCAUGACUCUAAAGAAGCUUAAUCGAUUAGCCCACAUCAGGUUAAAGAAAGGGAGAGAUCAAACCCAUGAGGCCAAGCAGAAAGUUGACGCCUACCACCUCCAGCUGCAGAACCUGCUCUACGAAGUGAUGCACCUGCAGAAGGAGAUCACCAAAUGUCUGGAGUUCAAGUCAAAGCACGAAGAAAUUGAUCUGGUCAGUUUAGAGGAAUUUUAUUCAGAGGCUCCACCAAACAUCAGCAAGGCCGAGAUCACCAUGGGAGACCCUCACCAACAGACGUUGGCACGUUUGGACUGGGAGCUGGAGCAGCGGAAAAGGCUGGCAGAGAAGUACCGAGAAUGUCUGUCCAACAAGGAGAAGAUCCUGAAGGAGAUUGAGGUGAAGAAGGAGUAUCUGAGCAGCCUCCAGCCUCGCCUCAACAGCAUCAUGCAGGCUUCCCUGCCAGUGCAAGAAUACCUGUUCAUGCCGUUUGACCAGGCACACAAGCAGUACGAGACUGCCAGGCACCUGCCCCCUCCGCUCUAUGUGCUGUUUGUGCAGGCCACCGCGUACGGCCAGGCCUGUGCUCAUAUGAAAUCCUCCUCCCAGCCCCCUAGACAGGAUAAGACGCUGUCUGUGGCAAUUGAAGGCAGUGUGGACGAAGCUAAAGCUCUUUUCAAACCCCCUGAGGACUCCCAAGAUGAUGAGAGCGACUCAGAUGCUGAAGAGGAGCAGACCACGAAGCGGCGUCGGCCCACUCUCGGGGUUCAGUUGGAUGACAAGCGCAAGGAGAUGCUGAAAAGGCACCCACUGUCUGUCCUGCUGGAUCUGAAGUGCAAAGACAGCAGUGUGCUUCAUCUGACAUUCAGCUAUCUCAUGAACCUCAACAUCAUGACAGUGAAAGCCAAAGUGACGACCGCCAUGGAGCUGACCACCCCCAUCAGUGCAGGAGACUUACUGUCUCCUGACUCCAUCUUGAGCUGCUUGUAUCCGGGAGAUCAUGGGAAAAAAACUCCAAAUCCAGCCAAUCAGUAUCAGUUUGAUAAAGUUGGCAUCCUGACUUUGAGAGACUAUGUACUUGAGUUAGGUCACCCCUACUUGUGGGUACAGAAGCUGGGUGGCCUCCACUUCCCCAAAGAGCAGCCCCAGCACACAGUGAUGGCCGACCACUCACAGAGCGCCAGCCACAUGGAGACCACCAUGAAACUGCUGAAGACCAGGGUACAGUCCCGCCUGGCUCUCCACAAACAGUUCGCAUCUCUGGAACACGGCAUCGUGCCAGUCACCAGCGACUGCCAGCACCUCUUCCCUGCCAAGGUUGUUUCUCGCUUGGUAAAGUGGGUGAUAAUUGCCCAUGAAGAUUACAUGGAGCUGCACUUCACUAAGGACAUCGUAGAAGCAGGACUGGCUGCAGACACCAAUCUCUACUACCUGGCACUUAUUGAAAGGGGGACAGCCUCCAGCGCACUGGGAUUGUACACAUGAGCCGCAAUGCCUGGUUCAGCUUCAGUAUUGAAGGCUAAAAGUCCCAGUGCCCUGAUGACUGUCUGGUGACACUGCAGAGAUGUGGCGAAGAAGGCCCAGGUGAAAAGGAAGCCAGAGGGAGUUCCAGGAAGACUGUUCUCGAACAGCGCUCUGGACACUGAGCAGAGUCUCCAGAGAAGUCCCUUAAUCCUUUCCGAAGGCAAUUCCCUCUCAUCCAAAACCCAGCUGCAUCUCACUAGAGCCCGCUUCUACAGGCUAAACGUGGCAGCACCCCAGGGGAACCAACUUCUUGUAUGAAUAUCUUUGAGUAAUGCAUAUGAGCCAAAUCAGAAGUACCAAUCCAAAGACAUCUAGGAGCCAGGGAGAGGGAGGGCUCAGUGGGUUCAGGUGCUUGCUGCACAAGCCUAAUGCCCUGGACUUGAUUCCCAGAGGCCACAACAGCAUGCGGAAUGCAAUGGAGUGCAGCUCUAAUCCCUGCACUCCUCGGGGAAGAAGGGUCAAGGGCUGCCACCAAGGGAAACUUAAUAUAUGCAGAUAGGUUAGUCACUGAUUAUAUUAUGAAUGAAGAGUUGAUGCCAGGCAGUUCUGGUUAAACUCAGUCCUGUACUUUUGCAGCUACUUAGGAUACAGAGCAGAUGUGAUGUGAGAAGGUGGGAGUCAGAGCAGGAGGAGCAGGAGUUCAGGGUCGUCCUUGAUUAUAUACUGAAUUGGAGGCUAACUUGGGCUAUGUGAGACUCUCUCAACAUCAUCAACAACAAAUUCUUUAAAAAAAAAAAAAGAGGGAAGGAAGGAAGGGGCUGGAGAGAUGGCUCUGUGGUUAGGAGCACUGGCUGCUCAUCCUAAGGGCCUGAGGUCAAUCUCAGCACCCACAUGGUGGCUCACGACUGUUUGUAACUUCAGUCCUAGGGAUCCAGUGCCCUCUUCUGCAUCCCAAAGGUACUGCUUACAUGUUGGUGCCAAGAUACAUGGAGGCAAAAACCAAACACA